AUGUUCCCCGAGGAACGAGAUGCGUUGGCAGAUCUCGAUUCUCGUAUAAGAGCCAUGGAGAGGAGACUGCAAAAUGCAAGAGCAGCUAGGGAUUCAUACUUGGACUAUCUUAAAUCGAAGUAUCCACGAUGGAGCUGCUCGUUGCCUGUAAGCAUCUCCAACAUGCCGAAAGACACUAUGAUAAAUCGGCUCGCGACCUCUGAUUAUUACUGGGAUGAGCGACGAGACAGACAGCCAAUACUGCAGAGAUACCAGAAACCGAAACUCUACCAAGACAUUCCCAAUGGUGCGCCAUUUCUGAUGUCGGACGUCGCUAGAGUAAGACGAAGAUUAGCGGAAAUAGCUCAUCAAAUGAGCAUUAUGAGAGAAACGCGACUGAAUCUCACCACCGAAGAUUACUUGAGAACAAGAGCGGACCUCGAAACCUUUAACGCAGAAGAGGAGGAUACGAUGCUGGCUAUUCGGAAUCGCCUCAGUGACAUUUCGUUGACGACUUUCGAACCACUUGCCACACCAACAGCCGAGCAGAUGGCCACGAUGAAGUACGAGGAACAGCGAGAUGCCUAUAUCGCAGAUUUGAGAGCAGGGCGCGUCCUUCCUUCUACGGUGGAAACAACGACGACAUCCCAACCCCUGCCUAUAAAUUUUCAAGCUGCGCCAACUCCUUUACCUGUUGAUUCGGUGAAAAAGGAGGAGGUACCAGAGAAGAUAAUGGAGCAUACGACUGUGGAAUCCAAAAUCGAAGCACAUCCUGCAGAUAGACGACCGGUCACGUCUGAAAAUAAAGACGAGAAGAAACAAGCGAAUGCGGCGAGGAUAGAAUCUACGUCUAUGAAAACACCAGCUGCACUGCCUCAAACAACUUCUACGUACAGUAAACUGAUCACUCUUUUUGGACAACAAGACCCUAGCGAUACCGAAGAUGAUCUGGCAGUUCCCAGCACUUCCGUACCCAAGCCAAUUGAGCCAAGUGUUCCCGUACUGCCAACACGACAACAAAGUAGUGCCGGUAUGCUUUCACAGUAUUUGGCGUCUUCGAAGCACAAAGAAGCCACUCCAUCAGAUAGCGAUGACGACUUUUUCAAGUAA
This is a messenger RNA of Cylicocyclus nassatus, 1089 nucleotides long. Lineage: Eukaryota; Metazoa; Nematoda; Chromadorea; Rhabditida; Strongylidae. The record is from the annotation of a GenBank genome assembly.